Wallemia mellicola CBS 633.66 is the source of this 1534-nucleotide messenger RNA. RefSeq lists its product as hypothetical. The transcript has 4 exons. Gene Ontology annotation, cellular component: cytosol; ribonucleoprotein complex; nucleus. Bases 187 to 1416 code for a protein of 409 amino acids. Gene Ontology annotation, molecular function: mRNA 3'-UTR binding; poly(A) binding; poly(U) RNA binding. The record is from RefSeq and is a predicted model, not a curated record. Lineage: Eukaryota; Fungi; Basidiomycota; Wallemiomycetes; Wallemiales; Wallemiaceae.
CAGUAAGUAGGGAUAUAGAGAGUAUAAUAGCUGAAUAAGUUAUAAAAUAAAACUGGCUAUCGUGACAACAUCAUAAAAUAAAUAUUAAAACUCGUUCAUCUGACUAUUGCUUCUUUCAGCCCAACGUCCUCACACGGAGGUGUAUAAGAGCUAGGCUGAGACUUCGCUUGUAUUCGCACAACGGAGAUGGCAAACUUAUUCAAUGACGAUUUCGUUAAAGCCUUCGAUUUUAUGGGAAUAAAUGAUUUGGACGAUAACGACGAUAGGAAGAAUAUCAACAACAGACAGUUUAGAGACAUCUUCAAACCUCGUAACUCUGAUAAACGUAGCUUAAGCUUACCAGAUACCGCUAAUACAUUCAAUAAAGCCGUAUUCCCCUAUUCAUACGCAUCAGAAAGCCAAAAUACCACGUCUUCAACCCACAAUCGUACUUUCAGCUACCCGUUCGUUAAUACGGUCAAGCCAAAGCAAACCGAUGCCAGGAGUAUUCUCAAUAAUCCAUCUUUGGAUAACCCACUCAAUACUACCAACGUAUUUAUACAAGGACUUUCACCACUUACAACUCCAGAGGACUUACAGAGAGCCGUCGAGCAAUAUGGAAUGACUAGCAGUGCUAGAGUUAUCAUGCAACCAAACAAGAAAACCUGUAAAGGGUACGGUUUCGUACAAUUUAUAAACACUUAUGAAGCUCAAAGAGCAAUUAUCGCACUCAACUGCAAAGGUAUAAAUGCUGCUUUUGCUAAACAAGAAAGUUUCACCGCCAGAUUAAGAAGAUUGGAGGAUGAGGGAUCAACCAACCUCUAUUUAUCGAAUUUACCCUUAGAUAUGGACGACGGGAAGUUGUCUGUACUCUUUUACCCUGCAAAUAUACAAUCACUGCGCGUCUUGAAGAAUGAAAACGGGGAAUCUCGGGGUGUAGGCUUUGUCAGGGUGAAGGAUAGACAAACAGCUAGCUACUUCAUAGACAAGCUACAUGGUAUCACGCUGUCAGGUUCUAGUCUUCCCCUUCAAGUUAGAUUUGCCGACAGCCAGUCACAAAAAGACUUUAAGAAACUCGCCACGCGCAAUAAACCAAGUCUUAAGACGAGUACAAGUUUGAGUGAUAUGUCAGCAUCUCUUGAGAAUGGCGCGGUUGAGAGUGCGUUCAAUAUUGGCUCAUUAGACCAGUUUCAGCUUCAGAUUCCACCACUGAAACAUUCACAUAGCUAUGAAUCAUUUACGCGGAUUCCACCGCCAUUACAUACGUCAGCAUCACUCGAGGAACUUUUCACUACUGGGAAUGCGAAAGUGAAGAGAAAACACUCAUUUGAUCCUUUCUCUGACGAGCUUUUUGACUUUAAAUCAUUCGGGCUAUACCAAGGCAACAACUCACAGCCAUCGAUAUCAAAUUCAAAUUCAAGUGCUAGUUUUCAAUAAAUCACACUGCAUUCACAUUGCAUUUACUUGUCAUUACGUUUGAAUUGAGUUUCAUUCUGCUAACAUUACUAACUUAUUACACUAUUUCUGUACGACUUCUUGAUUAACUGGCUUAUCU